Colletotrichum paranaense is the source of this 1620-nucleotide messenger RNA. RefSeq lists its product as uncharacterized. Gene Ontology annotation, molecular function: NADP binding; N,N-dimethylaniline monooxygenase activity; flavin adenine dinucleotide binding. The transcript has a single exon. Lineage: Eukaryota; Fungi; Ascomycota; Sordariomycetes; Glomerellales; Glomerellaceae. Bases 1 to 1620 code for a protein of 539 amino acids. The record is from RefSeq and is a predicted model, not a curated record.
AUGCCGUCACACACCAAAGAACUGCAUUCGGACGUUAUCGUCAUUGGUGCAGGGUUUGCCGGAUGUUACCUUCUUCGCAACCUACGCAAACAGGGAUUCCAAGUCCAGGUCAUUGAAGAAGGCCACGGAUUGGGAGGCGUUUGGUGGCAUAAUCGCUACCCCGGCGCCCGUGUCGACACUGCCACGCCUUUCUAUGAGUUUUCUGAUCCUGAGCUCUGGAGAGAAUGGGCUUGGACAGAGAAAUACCCCAGUCAGCCUGAGAUUCUCCGAUAUUUCGAAUUCGUUGACCGUAAGUGGGAUCUUAGUAGGGACAUCACUUUCGGCGCGAGGGUCACUGAUGCAACAUUCGAUGCACACACCAACCGUUGGAAUAUUAUCACCGACCAUGGCCAACUUAUGUCAGCUCGCUUCCUGCUACCCGCGAUGGGGUUUGCCGCCAAGACAUACAUUCCCGAUCUAAAUGAUCUUGACAGCUUCGAUGGAUCAUUGUUCCAUACCGCUCAUUGGCCUCACGAACCAUUGGAUCUUUCCGGCAAACGCGUCGGCAUCAUUGGGACAGGGGCCACUGGCGUUCAACUGGUUCAGGAGAUAGGUCCAGUCGCUGAGAAGCUCGUUGUUUUCCAGCGAUCACCAAACUGUACCAUGCCGAUGAGACAGAGGUUAUCGGUGGAUGGAGAGCCAGAUAAGAGUGGCUAUGAAGACCUUUUUUCCCAAAUGAAGAAGUCUAGGGCCGGCUUUACAUACCCAGUGGUCACCAGGAAGGCCAUGGAUGACACACCCGAGCAACAGCAACUCCUCUUUGAAAGUCUCUGGGAGGAGGGCGGAUUUGCGCCUACUCAUGGCAAUUACUCAGACUUUAUGACAAAUCUGGAAGCGAACCACCUGUUCUACAACUUUUGGCGAGACAAAGUUCGACAGAGAAUACACGUGGACGACCCUGAAUUGAUCGAGAACCUCGCUCCAAGGAACCCGCCCUACCCAUUUAGCACGAAACGGCCAUCCCUUGAACAAAACUACUACGAGAUUUUCAAUCGAGAUAACGUCAGCCUCGUCGCCUUAAAGAAAAAUCCCAUAGACCGGAUUCUACCAAAUGGAGUGAGGAUGGAGAAUGGCACUGUCCAUGAGCUUGACGCUUUGAUCCUCGCAACGGGGUUUGACGCCAUCACCGGAAGCUUCAGCAGAGUCAACUUCCGUGGUCUGAAAGGCAGGUCACUGAACGAAAUGUGGAAAACUGGAACUCGCACAUACCUAGGUAUGACGACUUCAGGUUUCCCGAACCUGUUCUUCCUGUACGGGCCACAGAGUCCGACCGCAACUGCUAUCGGGCCAGUCAUCUCGGAGAUACAAAGUGAUUGGAUCAUUGAGACACUAGUUCGUCUACGAGAUAGGGGGCUAUCAAGAAUUGAUCCUCAGCCCGCAGCCGAGCAGACAUGGGGACGUUUGACGGCCGACUUCUGUAACGCAACGCUUUUAUCACACAACAAGACGACCUGGUACAUGGGCGGCAACAUUCCUGGAAAACAGCGUGAAGCUUUGAGUUUCAUGGGUGGAAUCCCGGAGUAUCAGAAUGCCCUUAACAAUUGUCACUCGAACGAUUUGCUGGGAUUCAACUUCUGCUAG